GGGUGGCGGUGCGGGCUUUGUCGGCGGGCAGGCGUUUCGCCGCGGGCGUACCGAAACUUGUGACAAGAAGGUGACUCGGAAGCCUGAAUUUCUGAGGAUGGAAAUCUGCCCAAGACUAUGUCCGAAACACUCACAGUGAUGGAGCCCCCUGCCUCUGAGUCUGGGGCAUUCCCUGAACCCAGAUUAGGGGGGCUGUUGGGAAACCCAGAAGGGCAGAGCCUGCGGAGCUGCCCCCCUCAGGAGGGCAGUUUCAGGGGGGUGACGGUUACCCAUUGGAAGAUCCAAGCAGGAGAGGCAGCUCGGGUGGGCAGUAAAUCAGGAGAAGGCCCAGUUCUGAGCUCAAACCUCCUUCUCCUCCAGAGAGAGCUUGUGGAAGGGGAAGCCCACCAGUGUGAGAUUUGUGGCAAAAGCUUUACAUUUAACUCGGACCUAGUUAGACAUCAGAUUUCUCAUGCUGGGGAGAAACCUUACAGAUGUGAGCAGUGUGGGAAAAGCUUCAGCCAGAGCUCCCACCUUGCUGAGCAUCAGAGAGCUCACACUGGAGAAAGACUCUAUGUGUGCAACAUGUGUGGAAAGGACUUCAUUCACUAUGCAGACCUUGCUGAGCACCAGAGAGCACAUGCAGGAGGAAAGCCAUUCCGAUGCAUGCAGUGUGGGAGAGCCUUCCAUCACAGCUCAGACCUGGUUCGGCACCAGCGAAUUCAUACCCGGGAGAGGCCUUUCGAAUGCAAGGAGUGUGGGAAAGGCUUCAGCCAGAGCUCCUUGCUUAUUCGCCAUCAGAGAAUUCACACAGGAGAAAGACCUUAUGAGUGUAAUGAGUGUGGAAAAUCCUUCAUUAGGAGCUCAAGCCUUAUUCGACAUUAUCAGAUCCACACAGAAGUGAAACAGUAUGAAUGUAAGGAGUGUGGGAAGGCCUUCCGUCAUCGCUCAGACCUCAUUGAACAUCAGAGAAUUCACACUGGAGAGAGGCCCUUUGAAUGUAAUGAAUGUGGGAAAGCCUUUAUUCGGAGUUCAAAGCUUAUUCAACAUCAGAGGAUCCAUACUGGGGAAAGGCCUUAUGUGUGCAAUGAGUGUGGGAAGCGCUUCAGCCAGACAUCAAACUUUACCCAGCAUCAAAGAAUUCACACUGGAGAGAAACUCUAUGAAUGUAACGAAUGUGGGAAAGCUUUCUUUUUGAGUUCGUACCUUAUUCGACACCAGAAAAUCCACACUGGAGAGAGAGUGUAUGAAUGUAAGGAAUGUGGGAAAGCUUUUCUCCAGAAAGCCCAUCUCACUGAACAUCAGAAAAUCCACACUGGGGAUAGGCCUUUUGAAUGUAAGGACUGUGGGAAAGCUUUCAUUCAGAGUUCCAAGCUGCUUCUACAUCAGAUUAUUCAUACCGGAGAAAAGCCUUAUGUAUGUAGUUACUGUGGGAAAGGCUUUAUUCAGAGGUCAAACUUCCUUCAACACCAGAAAAUUCAUACUGAAGAGAAACUCUAUGAAUGUAGUCAGUAUGGGAAAGACUUCAGCUCAACCCCAAACUUUAAAAAUAAUCAAGGUGUUCACCAAGAAGGACUUCCUUUGAGUAAGACCACCAUACAUUUGGGUGAGAAGUCUGCAGGUCAGGGGGAACAUAUAGAUAACUUAUAAAAUAACGACUCUCCAACUCAGUGAGUGAUAUUUAGAAGGGAGUGGAAUGAGUCCUAACUCAUGAUUUUGGAGGUGUCAGCGUUUUCCAAAGUCCUAGGCAGGGCUGCUUUCAGAGUGGGCUGUCACCCACCACUGUGCAGCAGCACUGGGGUGCUGUCCUCCACUACGAACAUGUGACAUCAGGAGAGCCACGUGACUGGACAGCUGGCUUUGAGCUGGAACAAUGCUGGGGGAUGGGCUAGGUCUCAAGCUUUCUAUAUGUUAUUGCACAAUUACAAUUCAUCCAAGUUAAAAAUCCUUUUUAAAGCAGAACUAUGUAUCUUAAUACUUAAAAAAAGAAUAUCAUGUGGUAAGUUUUGAUCUAUCAAAAAGGCAAGUUGGAGAAAGACCUUUGUUAUUUAAAACCACACGUUGGUUCCCGAUUGUCCUUAGGAUAAUUUCCAAGCUCCCAGUCCUGCUUUCUAAGGCCUUUUGCUUCCUGGCGUUUCAUCUCCCACUGCUUAAUCUCCUGCCACAUGGUUGGCGCUGCAGCAACACUAACUGCUUGACAUUCCCACUUAAGCCAAGCUGCGCCUGCAUCCUUCUCUUUGUCCUUGUUUGAAUGCUCUCCACUCCACACCUGGAUAAUUCCUCAUCAGGAGUCAAGACCCAUCUCAGGCAUCAUGUCAGGCUCAACCAGUUACCCCUCUGUGCUUGCGUUGCUAUGAGCACUUCCAUUACUGCACUCACUUCAGUAUAUCAAAAUUAUGUUUUUAUUUACCAUCUCUUUCAUUAUUACACUACUAAUUCCUUCAGGACAUGGUCAUAGUUGAUUAUGUGUCCCUGGUACCUAGUGCAAGGCAAUAAAAAGCACACCCAAAUCUGUGUGUAAUUGGCUCUUCUCUUGCUUUGUACUGCUGUAGUUUAAAUUUUUGGAUUUUGUUGUUUUCUAACAGUAUAAUUUACUGGUCUACUGGAAAUAUCUUCUCUCAGCCCUGUUGAUGUCUUCUGCCUAUAUGUAACUCAGAAGUUGUAAGCAGUAGCUAGUGGAAGACUAGCACGUCUCAUAUUUAUGCCUUUAGAGCUCACCCAUGACAGUCUACUUGCUUUUGGGGAGUGUUGCCUUCACCUGGUCGCCUGCAUAUCUUUCUAAUCCACUCAAGGGGCACACAGUCCCAGUGCACUGCUCAAGGUUUUCUGUCUCAGCAGUUCCAUGAUUGACCUCUUCUGGUCACUUUCCCCGCUUUCUGGCUCACUUUGUCAUUUAUCUGAAAAUGUAUUGAUCUAGAAGGACCAGGGCUGAACACUUAGGAAACAGAUGAAAUUUUGGGGUCUGAUGGAGAAGACAAAGAUCACUGCACAGAGCUAAGUGCUGAAGAAGUUCCACAUUGUGUAGGAGCAUAGGUAAGGAGGGGACUAAUUUGGUGUGGAGGAUCUGGGCCGGCUUCACAGAAGAGGUGACCCCAGAACUGAGAAAGAGCCAUUCAGCUAGAGAAGAGGAUGACCUGGGAGAGGAAUCUGCAGAUAAGGUACAGCAGACACCUCUUUGGGGAGCUGUAAUACACAGUACAUAAUGGUCUACCCAACUUUCAGCUGCUGCCUCUGAUUUUCUUUUCUCUGAACAUGAACCAAAACAACCAGUUUUGAAAUGACAUGAACCAGUUUUUUUGCCUGUGAGGGCAUAUUCUGAGUUCUUAAAUUCCAGCAACACUAGCCUUCAGGGGGUAAGUGAUAAAGAGGGGCAUACAGUACUACAUUUUCUGGAAAAUUCCUCAUUACUAGAGAUGUUUCAAAUGGUGCAGAAGAGAUAUUACCAGACCAUUUCAGUCAACUUCGGUGACGUCCAGUUUCCAUACAGUAAAACACCUAUUUAAAGUGUACAGAGCUUUGAGAAACCAUAUACCUGUGUAACCACCAUUAGAAUAAAGAAAAAUAACAUUCUUAUCACCCAAACAUGUUCCUUUUGCCCUUUCCCAGUUAAUCCCACCCUAGUCCCAAGUACCUGCUUUGGGUCAGUGUAGAUUAGUUUUGCUUGUGGGGCAUCACAUAAAUGGACCCAUACAGUAUGUAAUUCUGUGUGUCUUGACUUCUUUUGCUUUGGCAUGUUUUAAAGAUUCAACCAAGUAGUUAUGUGUUUGGGUAUCUCUCUGCUGAGUAGUGUUCCAUUGUAUGGACAAACCUUUGUUAAUCAUCCACCUGUUGAUAGAAAUUUGGGUUUCCAGAUUUGGCUUUUAUGAAUAAAACUGCUA
Molecule: messenger RNA, 3857 nt
Organism: Neomonachus schauinslandi (Hawaiian monk seal)
Lineage: Eukaryota; Metazoa; Chordata; Mammalia; Carnivora; Phocidae
Gene: ZNF623
Product: zinc finger protein 623
Exons: 2
Coding region: 118-1629 (503 amino acids)
Biological process (GO): regulation of transcription by RNA polymerase II
Cellular component (GO): nucleus
Molecular function (GO): DNA-binding transcription factor activity, RNA polymerase II-specific; RNA polymerase II transcription regulatory region sequence-specific DNA binding
Source: RefSeq, a predicted model, not a curated record